UAAAAUAUUUAGUCAAAAUGCAAAAAAAGCGAUCAGUAUAUAAUAUAUGGUCUGCGAAAGAACUUCAGUUCGAAUCUUGUCAAGAUGUGACACGUUUCGUGAGAAGAUUUAUCGAUUCCGCAAUUACUGCCGCGAUUAAAAUUGCUGCUGUCAUGGUUCGUGAUUAUCAAUCCUCGCUCAAUAACUCUAGAACAAAAUGGCCUACAUGUGGACAAAUCAACGUGCGAAACGGUCUACGAUGUGUGAAAGAAGAGAUGCUCAGAUGGAACCAAUUACCGGCUUUGCGAAACUGGAUGUUUCAUGUAGACUUUAUCGGUCUUAAUAGAGAAGGAACCGCCGAAUUUUAUUUGUAUCACGUUCUUUGGAGUAUUCCUACACCAGCAUAUCCGGAGCCAUAUGUGACUGUCAGUGUGUUCUUCUGCAUCGCAGCAAGUCGCGUGCAGCCACCGCACUUUCCAGUUGACGUGACAUAUGUCUUUGAAGGACAUCAAUUUGUGCAUCGGUUGGAUAUAAUCUUUAGACCAAAAUGGCUCUAUGAUAUUCUUGAUAUAAAAACCAUGUUAUUUAAAACUUUCACAUUUUGA
Molecule: messenger RNA, 584 nt
Organism: Camponotus floridanus (Florida carpenter ant)
Lineage: Eukaryota; Metazoa; Arthropoda; Insecta; Hymenoptera; Formicidae
Product: A-kinase anchor protein 14-like
Exons: 4
Coding region: 18-584 (188 amino acids)
Cellular component (GO): cAMP-dependent protein kinase complex
Molecular function (GO): protein kinase A regulatory subunit binding
Source: RefSeq, a predicted model, not a curated record